Messenger RNA from Physcomitrium patens, 1657 nucleotides. RefSeq lists its product as uncharacterized. The record is from RefSeq and is a predicted model, not a curated record. Gene Ontology annotation, molecular function: metal ion binding. Lineage: Eukaryota; Viridiplantae; Streptophyta; Bryopsida; Funariales; Funariaceae.
UUCAAAUCUUGUAGAUUCGCAUUCUGGGGUAGCGGAGGCAGCGUCAAAAUUGUCCGGGAAUGGGGUGUUGCGAGGUCGAUCGACAAUGCCCCGUGAGCCAGUUUCGGAUCCAAGUUCGGUGCCAGAUUAGUAUCAUCCCCAGCAGUAAGUUUCUAUUCAGGUUGUGUGACCAACGUGGAGUCGACGCAUUGAGGAGGGUGGUCAUCUCUAGGAGCUGGCUGCACCACGCUUGUGAGAGCCCAUUCCUGCAUUUGGAGAAUCUCGUCGUUCUGCAUCCCAAUGAUGAGCCGCGAACAUCUUGGUUUUGCUGUGAAACGCGCCUUCUGGAGCUCCCUUAUGAGCACGGCUGCUGGCUUCAUUGUCUCCAGUGCAAUCUUCUGAGCAAUCCAUUACUGCACACUUGGACGGCACCAUCUUAGCGCUACAGGCAUUGGUCUUGAAGAGAGAAAGACAGAGGAGCUCAACAACAGGGACUGUUUUCUAGAAUGGCAAUGCUGAUGUACGAGAUUUUUAGCGGAGGGAAUGAGCCUAAUUGGCAAGACUAUGUCGAUUACCGGGGUCCUUACGACUAUGCGGCUGAUUCCGAUUGUCGUUCUUCCGGUCCACUUCUGCCUACCUACGAAUUCAGGGUUCCAAUGUGCUGCUCGAAAUGCGAGGAAAAGGUUCGCGAGGAACUCUUGGAGCUGCAAGGCGUGUGCGACAUUUUUACCGAUCAGCUCAGUGAGAGAGUGGCAGUUACAGACUUUGUCAAUCCAUAUCACGCGCUGAAGAAGAUGAAACGCAUCAAGAAGAAGUCCAAUUUCUGGGACGAGAGUGAACCAUCCCAGAGACACAGUCACAUGCAAAACUCCCACAAAAAGCAUAAGUCCCACGGCCACCAUAGCUCACACACGAAGCAUCACUCCAGACAAGAGACCUCAUAUCGGUCCAAUUCAAGCCAGGUCUCCUACAACAGGGAGCCAUUUCACAGCGAGCCGUUUCGAAGGGAGCUAGGUCGUAGUUCCAGCUUCCGCUGGCCCUCGAACAGAGACAGGUACGAUUCAGCGUCUGAUGACGAUGGCUCUUACAGCGAUCUUCGUCCUUCAUCGUCAUCGUUCGGCUGCUUGCCACGAAGCAGAUCAUUUGGGCACGAGAGGGUUCCAUCAAACUCUGAAAGUUAUUACACUGAAGAUUAUCCGGAGAGCAACGCCUCGUAUGCGCACUACUAACUCCGUAUUGUUCAUGAACCUUGUCUUGCAUCAUAUCAAUUUUGUUCUAUACCAGCAGAGUGUGAAGGAAAACGUGAGAGUUUUGGCAGAGAAUUGUAGGAAUUUAAAAGUUUUGGACGCAACCGGGAUGCCAUUGUGUGAUCCUCUGGUAAUCCAAGUGCUUUAGAGUAUCUGAGCUCCACAGCGGAGACGUGUCAUUGCGGCGUGUAAGACGCAGUGAAAAUCAUUCAGUGUAUAGGGGGUAUAUGAGAUUGAGUGUAUAGUGAAAGCCUAUGAUUAUUGAGCGUCUGUGUAAGAACCAGACGAUUCGAAAAGCAAAAGAGAACCUGCCGAAUCAACUUAUUUGUUUUGUUUUGUUUUAAGUACAUCAUGUAACGGCCGUGAACGGCUCCCCGUCUGUUAUGAUGAUAAAUAAACAGCACCAGACUGCCAACUCCAUUUUCCAUGAA